Molecule: messenger RNA, 3746 nt
Organism: Hemiscyllium ocellatum (epaulette shark)
Lineage: Eukaryota; Metazoa; Chordata; Chondrichthyes; Orectolobiformes; Hemiscylliidae
Exons: 13
Coding region: 7-2697 (896 amino acids)
Biological process (GO): cell volume homeostasis; chloride ion homeostasis; potassium ion homeostasis
Cellular component (GO): membrane
Molecular function (GO): potassium:chloride symporter activity
Source: RefSeq, a predicted model, not a curated record
GCAGCUAUGGCUGAGCGGACACCCUUACUCAAUUACCGGCUGUGUACAGUGCCCGAACUCGGCAGUAACACUGCUGCCGGGGCCAGGAAGGAAGCUCAGCAUCCCGCGCCCAAAAAGCUGUCAACUUUCUUUGGAGUGGUUGUUCCCACUCUGCUCUCGAUGUUCAGUGUGGUGGUCUUCCUACGGAUAGGUUUCGUUGUUGGCCAGGCAGGACUGUACCAGAGUAUACUCAUGUACAUUGUGGCAUAUUUCAUCAUAAGCAUGACUGUACUAUCAGUGUGUGCUAUAUCUACUAAUGGAGCACUGGAUGCUGGUGGUGCCUACUAUAUGAUCAGUCGAGCUUUGGGUCCUGAAUUUGGAGGCAGCAUUGGAAUCAUGUUCUUCUUUGCUAAUAUAUGUGGAAGUGCUCUCUAUGUCUUGGGACUUGUUGAGUCCAUUGUUGACAUUUUUGGAUUGUCAUCAACAGGGCAAACCACAAGCAGCAUUCAGGUUCUUCCUCAGUCCUACUGGUACGAACUUCUCUAUGGCACAGUGAUUCUGAUUUUCUGCCUCCUUGUGUGCUUAGUUGGAGCUGACAUCUAUGCAAAAGCCUCCUUCAUAAUUUUUCUUAUUGUUAUUCUGGUACUUGGCACAAUAUUCAUCAGUUUUUUUGCAGUGUCACCAAAAUCUAUUAACAUCACAACGUCUUUGGGAAACAUCUCAGAGGCUUCAUUCACUGGAUUUAAGCUGUCAACUCUGAAGAGUAAUCUUCCAUCUCAAUAUGUAGAAGACUACACAACUGGUAAGGUGAUGAGUUUUGCUGCUGUCUUUGCAGUAAUGUUCAAUGGGUGCACUGGUAUCAUGGCUGGAUCCAACAUGUCAGGUGAUUUAAAGAACCCCAGCUAUUCUAUUCCCCGAGGCACUAUUACAGCAGUAAUCUUUACAUACAUCGUAUAUAAUAUUUUAUCGCUCAUGAUCAGCUGCACUUGUGAGAGAUUGCUGCUUCAAAAAGAUUAUGAUUUCCUCAAAGACAUUAAUAUCUGGCAUCCCUUUGUCAUCAUUGGAAUCUACUCUUCAACUUUAUCCGCUGCGAUGAGCAAUCUGAUUGGAGCUUCUAGAAUUCUCUAUGCACUCGCGAAGGACGAUAUAUUUGGAAAGCUUCUCAUGCCUGCAAAGAAAACUUCUCGUGGUGGAAAUCCUUGGGCUGCUGUGUUAAUUUCAUGGGUAUCAGUACAGCUUGUGUUGUUCACUGGCAAAUUGAAUACUAUUGCUGGGAUAGUGACCAUCUUUUUUCUCUUGGUCUAUGCUGCUGUGGAUCUAGCCUGUCUGGCAUUGGAGUGGGCUUCUGCACCAAAUUUCAGGCCAACCUUUCGCUACUUCACCUGGCAUACUUGUGUGUUAGGCAUCAUUGGCUGUGGGAUUAUGAUGUUCCUGAUUAGCCCAAUAUAUGCGUCAUGCAGUGUUGCAUUCAUGCUGAUACUGUUGCUGGUUCUUCACUAUGUAUCACCUUCAAGCAGCUGGGGUUACAUCAGCCAAGCUCUGAUCUUCCACCAGGUUAGAAAGUAUCUUCUGAUGCUAGAUGUUCGUAAAGAUCAUGUCAAAUUCUGGCGCCCACAAAUUCUGCUGAUGGUAGCCAAUCCCAGAACAUGUACUCAAUUGAUAAGUUUCACAAAUGACCUAAAGAAGAGUGGACUGUAUGUGCUGGGUCAUGUACAGAAAGGAAAUUUGGAUGAGAUGCCUUCUGACCCUCUUCAAGCACAAUAUGAUUCCUGGCUAAGUUUAGUUGAUGCAUUGAAUGUAAAAUCAUUUGUCAGCCUUACGCUCUCUGACUCAGUACGUCAUGGAGUUCAACAUCUUUUAUUCAUCUCUGGUCUAGGUGGAAUGAGACCCAAUACUCUUAUCCUGGGUUUUUAUGAUGACUGUAUUCCCGAGGAUGGUUUGGAACAAAUUCCAGCAUUUUCAUGUAAUAGCCCUUCUAUCACAAACGGACAAGAUUGCAACUUGCAGCCUAACUUUCCACCAGCCAGAGAUGCUUCGUCAUCAAAGGCACUGUCAGGCAAAGAGUAUGUGGCCAUUAUUUCUGAUUCCAUCAAAAUGUUAAAAAAUGUGUGUUUAGCCCGAUACUUCUGCCAGCUAAACAAAGCAGAACUGUUUGGUCGCAAGAAUUAUGAGGUCUCCAUUGAUGUGUGGCCACUCAAUCCACUUCGCCCUGACAGUGCUAAUUAUGUUGAUACUUGCAGCCUAUUUCUAUUACAAAUGGCAUGCAUUCUUAACAUGGUACGCUCCUGGAAAUCAGCCAAACUGCGUAUUUUUCUGUGUGUUGAAUCUGGAAACAGUUCUGGGGAGCAGGAAAAAAAACUAAAACAACUUUUAAAACAGCUGCGUAUCAAAGGUUCGAUUAAAACUCUGCAUUGGGAUAGUGUUACUGCCCUUCACUGGCACAAACAGAUAGUUCAUGAAGAUGGCUGUGAGGGUAGUUUUGCAAAUAACUUCCCAUCAAAUGCAAUGAAAAUCUCUGACGACUAUUUGAUGGCAGUAAACAGGAUGAUUUUAGAGCAGGGUGCCAAUCCAGCUAUCCGAUUUCUGUAUCUGCCACGACCUCCUGCUAAUACUGCACUGCAUGAAAGAUAUCUGGAGCAGCUUGACAUAAUGACCAAAAACCUAGGUCCAACUCUGUUAAUUCACGGAAUUAGUGCAGUCACCAGUAUAGAUCUUUAGAUUGAUUGAUUGCGGACAUUAAGAACACUAACGUAUGUUGUAGUUACGUUGCUCAUAGAGGUAUAAAGGAAAAGUUUGUUACAAUGAAAACAGCCAAUUUUUACGACAGAUCACACUUGAACAAAAGCAUUAGCUAUGAUGCUGAUGGUUCUGCUUUUGGUGCAAUGUUUCUUUUUCCCUUAUUUUUAUCAUUAUUCCCAAUAUAAGGCAAAGAUGUUGAGUUGUUGCUCUAUCCAUCUGCCUUGAUUUAAACUUUCACAGGAUGUCAAUGUGUCAGCAAGGUGAGCAUUUGUUGGCCUUCCUCAAUUGCGUCUUGCUAUACCAUUUCAGAGGGCAUUUUUGAGGGUCAACCACAUUAUUGUGGACUUGAAGUUACAUGGAGAACAGACUAUGUAAAGAUUGCCGAUUUCUUUCCCUAAAGGACAUUAGUGGGCCAGUUAUUUUUUAAAAAAACAAUUGACAAUAAUUCUAUGGUUACCAUGACUGUGAUUAACUUUUGGUUCUAGAUUUAUUAAUUGAAUUCAAAUUCCACCAGACAGCAUGAUGGGAUAUGCACUCAUGUCCUCAGAUCUGAAUAGAUUGGGACCAGCAAAUUUCCCAUGACACAACCACUUCCCCUGUAAACUUGUCAUCGAAGUAAUGCUUCACCAGAUUUGAGAAGCCUUUGAAGCAUUGAAUUAUUGUGAAAAUGGGCACUUGGAACUGUCAGUACAUCUGAGUUAUGAAGUAAUGGUUCUGUUCCACCUCCUGAAUAUGCAGCAAAAGAAAAAUCAGCAGCUUUUAUUCAGUUUUCUCAAGUGCUUGACCUCAAAUGUUGGGUUCAAAUAUAGACCAUUCCCCUCCUACAAAUGUGUGAUUUUGUUAACGAUAAUCUGAAAUAAUUAGUUGGGUUUUUGCUCCAUUUACAGGUAACUUGCUGCACUCUGACAGGAUGUAUAAUAGAAAUCAUGAUGUGAAUAUUUUAUGAUCUGAGAAAUGUUAAGUUUAUUAUUUGGAAAAUGGAUAAAUAUUUGGUAUGAAUUCAAAGCACAUAUUUAACUGUGUAAACA